GCCAAGUAAACAUAAACAAACGAUUUAGGAUCCAGGCGUUAAGGAAAAAAUUAUAAGCAAAAUAAUAAUAAUCACAUAAUACAAGUUAUAAAAAACGUUUUAUUGCAGAAUAUAACAGAGUUUUUACAAAAUUAUAUUGAAAAAAGAUUAAUUUAAUUAAAAUUCAGAUGGGUAGAGUUUCAACAAGAAGGACGAAAGAUAAAGCAACCACUACGGGAAUUAAAUCAUCUACUAAGGGGACCAAGGAUAACUCAAAACGCUACCGGGAGAAAAUAAAAAAGGAUCCAAUCAAGUUUGAAGAAUAUCGCGCCAAAGAAGCUGAAAGAAGCAGGAUAUAUCGCAAGAAUCUUAAGGAAGUGGUAAAAAAGAAUAAAAGGCUUCUUAAUUUAAAGAGGGAAGCCGAUCGAGUAAGAAAACAAAGAUAUCGAGAUAAAAAGAAGGAAGAACUCGCUGAACAAAAAUCUAUGGAGGAAAUUUUGAGGAAAGUAGAGCGUGCACUACCCGCAAAAAUGUCUAAGAAAAUUGAAGUUUUAAAAGUCUUAUGUAACAAAUACCUUAAAAAUUAAAACUUUGAAAGCGGAAGGUAGUUAAAAAAUAUAUUAAGAACCAAGAAAUAUACGUUUUCUACACAUGCAGAUAGACUGUUAAAUGUCCCGAUCAAAUAUGUACUUAUGUUAUGUUCAAAUAAAAAGGAGCUAAAUGUACAAAAUUUA
This is a messenger RNA of Drosophila ficusphila, 713 nucleotides long. RefSeq lists its product as uncharacterized. The record is from RefSeq and is a predicted model, not a curated record. Lineage: Eukaryota; Metazoa; Arthropoda; Insecta; Diptera; Drosophilidae. The coding region runs from base 168 to 566 and encodes 132 amino acids. The transcript is spliced from 2 exons.